AUGCGCGGGUUGUGUCGGCGCGCUCUGGGCGCAUCGUCCGUUGUCGUGCCGGACAACAAGGACGCGCCCGUGCGGCUGUGCGGGCCGGCGGGCGCACACCACUUUGAGCUGAAAUGCGUCGACGCGACGGCGAACCCGUACCUCGCCCUCGCGAGCGUGAUCGCUGCAGGGCUGGAAGGCGUGCGCGAUGGCGCGGAGCUGACGUCGGGCGAUUGCACGAAGCCGGCCGCGUUCAUGAGCAAGGAGGAGCGUCGCGCGGUCGGGCUGGAUGCCUCUAUUCAUUGGCCGUUCUGCACCGCUGGUCUUUUGUCUGCUGUAGCCACCGCCUUCAUUGUUGCGUCACAACACAUUGCUCUGGUGACACACAAGUUCAACAAUAGCAUGCAAAAAAGCGUAGCGCUCAUGCGUUUCUCAAACUAG
This is a messenger RNA of Postia placenta MAD-698-R-SB12, 420 nucleotides long. RefSeq lists its product as hypothetical. Bases 1 to 420 code for a protein of 139 amino acids. The transcript is spliced from 2 exons. Lineage: Eukaryota; Fungi; Basidiomycota; Agaricomycetes; Polyporales; Adustoporiaceae. The record is from RefSeq and is a predicted model, not a curated record. Gene Ontology annotation, molecular function: glutamine synthetase activity.